AUGACCACCAACCGGGCCAGCGUACGGCGUCUCCAACAAACCCUAUCCCAUGUCCAGCCCAAGCCAGCCCCGCUACAACUAUCCAUAGUCGAGGGCCCAACACAGCCAGAACUGCUGGAAAUCACCCUAGGCGAGCUUUUAACUCUUCAAAGUCUGAAAUACAGCGACUACGAAUGCCUGGUAUUCCCCUGGACCGGAGCCCGAUGGACCUAUUCCGACCUGCACGAUGAGAGCGACCGGGUUGCUCGGGGCUUGCUGGCCAUGGGCAUUCAAAAGGGUGAUCGCAUUGGUAUUAUGGCUGGUAAUUGCGAACAAUAUAUUUCUCUGUUCUUUGGUGCGGCGCGUGUUGGUGCGAUCCUCGUGGUGCUCAACAAUACAUAUACUUCGUCGGAGGUGUACUACGCACUCAGUCAUACCGGGCUAGACUGCAGAUUGCUUUUCAUGACACCCCAGAUCGGCCGCCACGAACUAUUCGAAGUGCUGUCCACGCUCGGCCCGCAUCCCACGCGGAAGGGAUCUUCGAAGGCGCUCGAAGAGAUCAUCAUUCUCCGGGGCCAAUACCAGGACUUUGGUACCUACGGUAACCUUAUCGACCGCGGACAAUCGCUGCCGGUCCACGUUCUGGCUGAGCGCGAGGAUAUUCUUCAACCGGAUGAUGUGUGCAAUUUGCAGUUUACCAGUGGUUCGACUGGUAAUCCCAAGGCUGCUAUGUUGACGCACCACAACCUAGUCAACAACUCGCGCUUCAUCGGCGACCGCAUGGACUUCAGUCCCUUCGACAUCCUCUGCUGCCCACCACCACUCUUCCACUGCUUCGGCCUAGUCCUCGGCAUGCUAGCGGUCGUCACCCACGGCUCGAAGAUCAUUUUCCCCGGAGAGACGUUCGACCCGAAGGCGGUAUUGCACGCGAUUUCCGACGAGAAGUGCACCGCGCUGCACGGCGUGCCGACGAUGUUCGAGGCGAUCCUUAGCGUUCCGAAGCCCCAGAAAUUUGACUGCUCAAAUCUGCGGACGGGGAUCAUCGCUGGGGCUCCCGUGCCACGACCGUUGAUGAAACGUUUGUUUGGGGAGUUGAAUAUGACCGAGUAUACUAGUAGCUAUGGCCUCACAGAAGCAUCACCAACUUGCUUCAACGCUCUCACCACCGACACCAUCGAAACCCGACUCUUGACCGUCGGCAAAGUCAUGCCGCACGCAAAAGCCAAGAUCAUCGACGCCAAAGGCAACAUCGUCCCAGUCGGCCAGCGCGGGGAACUUUGCAUGACCGGCUACCAACUUACAAAGGGAUACUGGAACAACCCCGAAAAAACCAACGAGACACUCACCACCGACGAGAACGGCGUGACCUGGCUCAAGACAGGCGACGAAGCCUUGUUCACACCAGAAGGCUACUGCUCCAUCACCGGCCGCUUCAAAGACAUAAUCAUCCGAGGCGGAGAAAAUAUCUACCCCCUCGAAAUCGAAGAGCGCCUAGCCGCCCACUCAGCCAUCGAAGUAGCCUCCGUGAUCGGCGUCCCACACCAGAAAUACGGCGAAGUCGUUGGCGCCUUCAUCCUAGUAGCAGCGGGACAGCCACGACCAUCGGACGAGGAACUCCGAGCGUGGACCCGCGAGACCCUGGGACGCCAUAAGGCGCCGCAGCAUGUGUUUGUGUUUGGGGAGGAGGGGGUGGACCGGACGAUUCCUGUUACGGGGAGCGGCAAAGUCCGAAAGGUGGAGCUGAGGAAGAUGGCGGGCGGUGUUCUGGAACGGCGUGCUGGACAGGCUUAG
Molecule: messenger RNA, 1770 nt
Organism: Aspergillus glaucus CBS 516.65
Lineage: Eukaryota; Fungi; Ascomycota; Eurotiomycetes; Eurotiales; Aspergillaceae
Gene: sidI
Product: putative long-chain-fatty-acid-CoA ligase
Exons: 5
Coding region: 1-1770 (589 amino acids)
Biological process (GO): fatty acid metabolic process
Molecular function (GO): medium-chain fatty acid-CoA ligase activity
Source: RefSeq, a predicted model, not a curated record